AUGACUGACUUUGGUCAGCAACACUUGUUUGCCGCCAAGAAAUUGAUUCGAAAUCUUGUCAAAGAUACGUCGGCAUUCUCGAACAAUGACUGCCAUUCAUUCCUGUGUUUGGGAAUAUACCUCUACUGGGAUAUGUCUACUGCAUUUCUCGUUCACCCAGAUGAACAACAGCAGUUGGACACCAUUGAGAUAUCCAUCGCAGUGCAUAAAAUGGGAAAUUGGCAUCAUCCGAUGUACGGCUCCUGCACUGAGCUUCUCUUCAUUCUCGCUAAUGUGGCACGUUACGAUCGCCUUUUAUUGGAAUCGGAGCAACGCAAUUUGACCCAAGAAACCGGCUUGGAAAGGGGACUAUGCGAGUGGGCUGCAACACCUCCAACCAUUGUUCUUGGGCAUUUAUAUGAGGCUUGGCGUACGAUAGGUUUUGUAUUUCUUUAUACCGUCAGCGGAUGGAAUCCGUCCUUUCAAAACCCUGAUCUGGUCAACCAUGAUCUGGAAUCAUUGAUCUCACAUUAUGCCCGUGAGUCUAUCUGGCACCUUGUGAAAAUCCCUGUAUCUUCAAAUAAUCUGAACUACCAAUCUCUUUCAAGAUGA
Messenger RNA from Penicillium manginii, 591 nucleotides. RefSeq lists its product as uncharacterized. The transcript has a single exon. NCBI's taxonomy places the organism in Eukaryota, Fungi, Ascomycota, Eurotiomycetes, Eurotiales, Aspergillaceae. The record is from RefSeq and is a predicted model, not a curated record. The coding region runs from base 1 to 591 and encodes 196 amino acids.